Malania oleifera is the source of this 2322-nucleotide messenger RNA. Its product is annotated as E3 ubiquitin-protein ligase RSL1-like. The record is from RefSeq and is a predicted model, not a curated record. Gene Ontology annotation, molecular function: zinc ion binding; ubiquitin protein ligase activity; RNA-DNA hybrid ribonuclease activity. Gene Ontology annotation, biological process: positive regulation of proteasomal ubiquitin-dependent protein catabolic process; protein polyubiquitination; ubiquitin-dependent protein catabolic process. The transcript has 3 exons. Bases 105 to 1799 code for a protein of 564 amino acids. Gene Ontology annotation, cellular component: ubiquitin ligase complex; cytoplasm. NCBI's taxonomy places the organism in Eukaryota, Viridiplantae, Streptophyta, Magnoliopsida, Santalales, Ximeniaceae.
CAAAAGCCAUUAUUCCUUUUUUAUUCCCACACUACAGGAUACAAGACUCCUUAAAGAUUCUGUAUUCUUUCCCAAGCCAAAACUGAGAGAACCAGUGGCCGUCAAUGUCGUCGUCGUCGUCGACCUCAGCCAACGACGCCGACGAGUUUCUCUCGCUAAUCUCCGAACAACGGCGGGAACUCGCCAUGGCUCGUGACCUCGAGUCUGACUUCGACUUCGCUUUUCGCCUCCAAAUGCAGGAAGCCCUCACCGCCUCCGUCGCCCUACAACCCUCCUCCUCCGCCCAUCAUCCGCCGUCCAACGCUGCCGCCUCCACCGCAUCGAAUAUCGACGGUGAAGAUUCCACCUUCGCCGCCCUCCAGUCCCAAGAACUCGACCGCUUCGAGCAGGAGCGUCGCGAUCGCGAGCAAAGCGAGACCGAGAUGAAGAAAUGGAAGACCAAUCUCGAGCGUUUGAUCCACGACCAGAAGGUUGCGAGCGAAAUCGAGCGGAUUCCAGAGGACGAGUGGGAAGAUUGCGGGGCCGACUUCGAGAGGCCAUACGGCGAGGGUUGUUCGGAGAAUUCUGAGCCCUUUAGGUUAUACUUCAAGGGCUUGGUUAGCGAAGAAAGGGUUAGGAAUUCCAAGGAGGUGCUCACGGGAUUAGGCGUGGCGGUUUGUGAUCCGAGGGAUAAUCCAAUCAUCGAGCUUCAGAAGCCGCUGGUGGGGAAUGGACUGAGCCGGCAAUGCGCGGAGCUAAAGGCAUUGAUUGAAGGGCUCAAUGCGGCGCUUGCUCUUGAUUUGAAACGGAUCACUUUUUUUUGCGAUUACUAUCCGCUAUUCCAAUUUGUCAUAGGCAAGUGGCCACCAAAGCAGCGUAAGAUUUCAACUUUAGUCCAUCAAGUCUCUCUUCUUCGAAGAAAAUUUAUAUACUGCAGUCCAUCUCUUGUGGCACGAAAUGAUAUCAAGUUUGCAUUCAAACUUGCAAGAGAUGCAAUUGUUUCUCAGAUCACCAAGCCUGCAGAAUCUGGCAGUGCUAGGAAUUUGAAUGAGACUUGUGUAAUUUGUCUAGAAGAUACCAAUGUUGGUCAGAUGUUUGCAGUUGAUGGUUGCCUGCACAGAUAUUGCUUUUCUUGUAUGAAACAGCAUGUGGAAGUGAAGUUGCUUCAUGGCAUGGUGCCUAUUUGCCCACAUGAAAACUGCAAGUCUGAACUGAACAUUGAGAGCUGUGGAAAAUUCCUGACUCCAAAAUUAAUUGAUAUUAUGAAACAACGGAUAAAGGAGGCCUCAAUUCCAGUAACAGAGAAAGUUUAUUGCCCAUAUCCCAGGUGCUCUGCAUUAAUGUCCAGAAAUGAAGUUUUAGAAUAUGCUACAAAUGCAUUUGUUGGCGCUGAUCGAUCUGGAGCCAGGAAAUGCACAAAAUGCCAUGGCCUUUUCUGUAUAAAUUGCAAGGUCCCUUGGCAUAGCAACAUGACCUGCAAUGAUUACAAACAAUUAAAUCCUUUUCCCCGUGCAGAAGAUGCAAAGCUGAAAUCUCUUGCAACAAAAAAUUUGUGGCGACAGUGUGUGAAGUGCAACCAUAUGAUUGAACUCAUUGAAGGUUGUUUCCACAUGACUUGCAGAUGUGGGUAUGAAUUCUGCUACACAUGUGGAGCUCAAUGGGUGGACAAGAAAGCAACUUGUUCCUGUCCUCUUUGGGAGGAGGAUUAUAUUAUUCAUCAUGAUGAUAUUGAUGAUGAUGAUGACGAUGACGAUGAAGGCUUUGAUGAAGACAAUGAUGGCUACUACUAUGACUCUGAUUCAGAGGAUUUCUAUUGGUAGGAGGGUUCUUUUUAAUCCUCUCUUUUCCUUUUUGCCUUGGAUGAAACUAUCUGAAUAGUUUGCAGAGUAUUCUUGAGUUCAUAUAAAUGCUUAGCUUUCCUCUUGUUGUAAAUGUUUACGUGGUCCCGAGAAAUGCCAUAAGAUGGGUGUCGAAUUGGUGGGCGAAUAGGAAGUUCACCGCAAGGCAGUAGGCAGUUGGACAUUAUCUCCUCAAUCUUGCCAAAUCAUUGUGGAAGUACCAAGCUACAAAAGAAGAUUUUCAUCGGUAGCUGUAAUGGGAAAAAAAAAAAAAAAAAAAAUCUUUUUCCUACUCUUGCAACUGACUAUAUGUGCACAAAGCAGUUCAAGAGCUAUAUCUCUGAUGCCCUGGUCAUGGCUAUAUGUGCCAUUUUUUUGUGAUGGAGGAGGAUUUUAGCAUUAGUCACAAUAAUUCAUGAUUCUAAAAAUAGUUGAUGUGAUGAUAAACUUGUUCAUGUUUUAAUGAUCAGUAGGCCGGUAAUAUUUGGCGGAUCGAAUGCCUGCA